UUUAGUUAAACAACUGUCCUCCAGUCACUCUCUAUUGUUAGCAGUUUAGUGAACAAGAAUGGCAGUGAUCAACAGCGUGAGCUCCUUGGUGCUCGUGCUGGUCGCGCUCUCGGCGCCGCUGGCCGUCGUGGGCGGCGACCCUGACAUCCUCACCGACUACAUCGUGCCCCUGAGCGCGAACCCCGGGAACAUCUCCGGCGAGUUCUUCACGUACACCGGCCUGCGCGCCGUGCUGGCGGCGCAGGCGCCGGCGAACUUCACGGUGACCAAGGCCUCCAUGGCGGAGUUCCCGGCGCUCAACGGGCAGAGCGUGUCCUUCGCCGUGCUCUCGUACCCGCCGGGCUCCGUCAACCCCACGCACACCCACCCGCGCGCCUCCGAGCUGCUGCUCGUCGUCGACGGCACGCUCUCCGUCGGCUUCGUCGACACCGCCGGCAAGCUCUUCACCCAGGACCUCGCCACCGGGGACAUGUUCGUCUUCCCCAAGGGCACCGUGCACUGGCAGUACAACCAGGGGGGCAAUUCCGCCAGGGCGCUCUCGGCGUUCGGGAGCGCCGCCGCGGGGACCGUGUCCGUGCCCGUCACCGUCUUCGGCACCGGCAUCGACGACGCCGUCCUCGCCAGGUCCUUCAAGACCGACGUGGCCACGGUAGAGAAGCUCAAGGCCGCCCUCACCCCGCCCAAGAAGCCAUGAGUCGCUCGCGUGCAUCUGCCCUUCGUAAUCGUGUGUUCCGGCCGCGUCGUUCUUGAAUAACCUGCCAAGGGUAAAUUGGUGGGGUUGUGACUGAGUGAUGAGUCUGUAUGGGAAUGUGGGGUCAAAAUAAUCAAUCUUGAAUCGUCUGUGCGAUGUAUUAUGUUGAUCAGUUAUCGUCAUGCAUU
Molecule: messenger RNA, 879 nt
Organism: Setaria italica (foxtail millet)
Lineage: Eukaryota; Viridiplantae; Streptophyta; Magnoliopsida; Poales; Poaceae
Product: germin-like protein 9-3
Exons: 1
Coding region: 59-694 (211 amino acids)
Cellular component (GO): cell wall
Molecular function (GO): manganese ion binding
Source: RefSeq, a predicted model, not a curated record